Molecule: messenger RNA, 5136 nt
Organism: Salvelinus namaycush (lake trout)
Lineage: Eukaryota; Metazoa; Chordata; Actinopteri; Salmoniformes; Salmonidae
Product: FERM and PDZ domain-containing protein 3-like
Exons: 15
Coding region: 343-5136 (1597 amino acids)
Biological process (GO): signal transduction
Cellular component (GO): cytoskeleton
Source: RefSeq, a predicted model, not a curated record
GUCUGCAUCCAGCGCCACCCCAGCCUAGGCUUCGGAUUCAUAGCAGGCAGCCAGAGACCAGUCAUUGUACGCUCUGUCUCUGCAGACGGCCCGUCCAUCGGCAAGCUUCUCCCUGGAGACCAGAUCCUGGCCAUCAAUGAAGAGGUUGUGAGCGAGGCUUCCCGGGAGAGAGUCAUAGACCUUGUAAGAUGCUGCAAAGACUCCAUAGUUCUCACUGUGCUGCAGCCUCACCAGUCACCUAAGUCAGCCUUUAUAAGUGCAGCUAAGAAGGCCCAUCUGAGAACUAACCCGCCCAAAGUGCGCUUUUCAGAGCAAGUGUCCUUCAGUGACCCAGACUCAACAAUGCUAAAGGACGACUCUUUGCUACUCAUACCUAAUGUGCUGAAGGUGUUCCUGGAGAAUGGUCAGAUCAAGUCCUUUACGUUUGACAGCCGCACCACUGUCAGGGAUGUGAUCUCGUCCCUGCAGGACCGCCUGUCCCUGCGUUACAUCGAGCACUUUGCCCUGGUGCUGGAGUCAGGUGGGCUGGACCAGAACCAGAGACUACACCUGCUGCAGGAGAACCAGCCACUCUCACAUGUGGUGCACAGGACGUAUUUCCAGGGGAUGAAGUGUCUCUUUCGCAUCUGUUUCUUCCCUAAGGAUCCAGCAGACUUGCUCAGGAGGGACCCUGCAGCCUUCGAGUACCUCUACAUACAGAGUCGCAAUGACGUCAUCAAAGAGCGCUUCGGCAUGGACUGGAAGUCUGACGUCACACUGCGGCUGGCGGCGCUUCAUAUCUACAUCACAGUGUCAUCGGCCAGACCCAAUCAGAAGAUCUCGCUCAAGAAUGUGGAGAAGGAGUGGGGUCUGGAACCUUUCCUCCCCCUCACUCUACUUCCCACCAUCAAGGAGAAGAAUGUGUGUAAGACCCUGUCACAGCUGCUCAAGACCUAUCAGCAUCUGCCGCCCUCCGGCAACAAGGUCCCUCCUCUCCAGGGAAAGCUGCAGUACAUGCGUGUGCUCAACGAUCUUCCGCCCUUUGGAGGCUUGCUGUUCCACACCGUCGGACUAGAUGAGAAGCAGUCGGCCACUACGCUGCUGGUGGGUCCGCGGCACGGCAUCGGUCAUGUGAUCGACCUGAAGAACAACCUGACCACGGUUCUGACAGAGUUCAGUCGCGUUGCUAAGAUACAGCUGCACCGGGAGAACCAGGGCGUUGCCCGCGUAGAGGUGGCCAUACAGGAGGCCAAGCCUCUGGUCCUGUUGAUGGAGUGGCCUGAUGCCAGUAACUUCGCCUGUCUCAUCUCCGGCUACUACAAGCUGUUUGUGGAUCCCAAACGAACCAUCUACUACCGGACACCUGGUCAGUCUUAUAUGAUCAAGGCAGAUUACAGAGGUUCCCACCACGCCCACCCGCGCUCCGGCACCACAGCAGCGUCCAGUGGGGACCGACGAGGGGACGAGAGGGAAAGACCCCAUACGAGGGACCCAGGGUCCCAGUCUCAGAUUACAGCGACCGCCCCACAGCCCGCAGAGUCCCAACACCUGGGUCUUUGCCACAUCCAUCUCCGGGAGCAACAACAGCUGCAGGAGCUCCAAAUGCAGGCAGAACCCGAGCUCGACGUCAACGAGAACUUAAUUUCCCAAGAGGCACCAGGGCGGCCACGUACCAAGUCUGACCCGACGCUGCAGAAAACGGAGAGGAUCGGCGGGAGGCCGGAAAGCCCCAUCCAGGAGAGCUCAGUGGUCUUCAGGAGCAGAGCCCAAACCAUGGGGCAGUCCCAGCGAGCUACACGGUUCUUCUGUGACUCCUGCAAGGCCAGGUUGAGGGCAGAGGGAGUGGCUGUGGCCUUGAACGGUGGACGCAGCGGCGCCUCAUCGAAGCAGUGCUCCAGCGCCUGUGCCUCCUGCGAUGGAGGUGCAGUAGACCUGAUGGCCCUGCCUCCCCCGGGGAAUGAAGAGGAGGAGGAGGAAGAGGUGGAGGACGUAGGAAGAAAGCUGCAGCUGCCCUCGCCGGCCAUUGCUGCUCCUCCACCUGGGUUCAGGGACAACAGCUCGGACGAAGAUGACGCCAAGAGAGGACGGAACAAGAGCUCUGCCAAGGCUUCUUCCAAGGAAGUGGUACCAGCUCCAGAGGAUGUCCCGGUGACGUUGAUAGACAACGUGGCCACGAGGACAGUACGGGACCAUGCCCAGGAGCUGGAUGAUGCUCUGGUGUCCACUCUGCAGGCCCUGGAAGCCCUAGCUGCAUCAGAGGACUUCCCCCAUCACCCCCAACAGCCAGCUCAGACCACAGGGUUGAUUGUGUUGGCGGCCAUUACGCCUGAGUCAUCGCUAGACUCAGGGCACGAGACCAACUCCUCUGAGCUGACAGACGUCUCAGAGAUGGUGUCGGCCAUGAAGCAGCACCAGAACCAGGCCUACCUGCUGGCCCACCACAUCAACAAGGAGCGUAUCUUCAGUCGCAGAGACUUCCCCUUGGCCAUACCAGGCUGCACCACCCAGACUAUUGGAGGCGGUGCAUUCUCCAUGGGUCAGAUCCGCAGCGGCUGCCCCUCGAAACCAAUGAUCCUCAGUAAGACUGUUCCCCUAAAGCUUAGCCCUGGUCAGGAGACUGCCAGUCCAGGUCUCAGCACAGUGGAGCAGGGGAGUGACGUUACCCAAGACCCAACGCAGAGUGAGCCGAGUGAAGGCAAGAAGGCAAAACCAGAGCCCACCAAAGUGUGCACCCCAGACCGCCCUGCGAAGUCACCUGAGGAGCUGAAAGUCUCCGAUCCAGGGCAGGCACCUAAGGUCGGCAAGGAUCAGAGGUUGCCCGGUACUGCUGUGGGCAAACUAAGCCCGAAUUUCGCUGCGGGGGUCAAGGGGAAGAAGUCUGGGCCUCUGAGCCCAGACACUACCAACAAAGCCUUACCCAUUCUCUUGCCUGUGGACAGAACUGCCUCCGCCAAGAUUUGCCCCACAAACAUGUGCCAAGAUGCCGAGACUGCCUCUAGCAAGACCAUCAAGCCUUCAAGCUCUAAAGACCUCUUGCCAAUUGAUGACCUGUUCUGCACGUGCCCAGUUAGAGAACCCGGGCCACAGCUAAGACUGAAGGAUCCACAUACCCAAAAGGUGGUGGUGUUCCACUCCUCUUCCCCGACAGAUGAUGAGCGUCUUUGUGCCAAAGGCCUCCAACUGGCCAGCAGCAAAGAGAGCGCAGCGAGAGGAGCAGGAGCAGACCCCAUCUUGGCCAAGCCCAGACCCCAGGUCCCAACCAAGUACUCCCAGUCCCCACACAUGCCUGUGAAAGCUGAGAGGAAGGAAGCAGCAGAGGCCAAGGCAGAGAGGUCCCAGGGUAAAGCUCAAGCUGAGCCACAUAAAUGCCCCCUGAAGACACUACCUCUCCUGGGAGACCCCACACACCCUACCUGCUCUGUGGACAAGGUCUCCACUCUCCCAUCUGCCAACAGCAAGAACCAGGGUGGCGGUAAAGGGAAGGCCCAGCGUAGCGCUCCCUUCCUAAGUAUCAAGAACCUUCUGUCGGCCACCUUCCCAGCUCGGAUUCGACGGGAGACUGAUGAGCGCCGAGCCCAGCUCCAGAAGGUCCGGCAGUACGAGUUAGAGUUUCUGGAAGAACUUCUGAAGCCCAAAUCGUCUGGGGGCGAGUACCUACCCCAGGGAUCCUCGCCAGUCCCCUCAUGCACCCCAUGUGCUUGCCAGCUCCUUACAAGUCCUGUGCUAAAAGCCCCUGGAAUCUCCAGAGAACAACGCCGCAGCUGCGACUGCAAGAGGAUGUGCAGAGGCAUCCGACUGCCCGAUACGCCGGUCGGCUCAAUUGCAGAGACACAGCAGCAUAGGGGCAGAGAGAGACCCCUCUCCAAGACCCCUCCAGCGACCUCCAAAACCCCUCACCCCCAGGGAGGUCAGAGGAGACCUCAGACCUUAGAGAUCAAGACCACCCGAAUCCGCUCGACCAGUCUGGAGUCACGGGAACCCAGGGGGGAGCAGGCUUCCUGCUUGCCCACCUGCACGUCUCGCACACCAGACUGCAUGGGCGCCCCGCAGUACAAGAAGCUCCAGAGGCGGUAUAGCAUCGGUGAGGUGGACAACUCUGAAGGCACCCAGCUGUACACCGAGAUCAAACCCAAAGCCAAGAACCUGGAGAAGGAGAUGGAGCGAGUGAGGGCCGCAGGGCCGAGGCUUCCAACAACCGUGGAGCCCGUUCACAAUCAAACUCAAACUCACACGACUGCUGCAGAGGCAAAGGGGAAAAAAGGAGUGUUCUUCAUCCAGGGAGAAGAGCUGCUGAGGGAGAGCAGAGAGGGGGCGCCGACGGAGAUACUGCUGGGGCUGCCUAGCGAGGACAGUGAUGACAGGGAGAAGUGCUGCUCUUUCUGUUUCUGCUACAGGAAGUGUGAAGCGGCAGACGAGAGCAGCGAGAAAGAAGAGCUCUCCUACUCCACCACCCUCCAGGUCCUGCCUGGGAUGCAGCUGGGCUCUCAGACCUUGCCCAUUGUCAGCAAAACGCUCCAGGUUCUCCACGCUGAGGGCUGCAGCGGGGAGGAGGAGGAAGUAGAGGAAGAAGAAGAAGAAGAGCCGCAGACACAGGAGAUCGACCUCCGGGCAUGCGGGACUCUGGAGGGGAGCCUGGCGAGGGUCGAAUCCCUGCAAGGAAAGACGUUCAGCCUGCCGGACGGUUUCCUCAAUGCCCAGCUGGAUGCUAAUGAGCUGCUAGCCAUCCUGCGUCAGUGUGCUAACAUUCCCCAGGUGGAUAACGAAUCCCGUCUACAGCCGUCCCGGAUCGUCGAGUACAAGCAGGAGCUGGCAGUGCGCUUCAAGGAGUUCAGGGCAGCGUGCCGGCGGGUGGCGAGCGUUGAGAAGAGCCCCACUCGCAUGCUGAGCGUUGUUACGGCCAGCUUCCUGGUCCUCUGCGAACUGACUCAGACCUUCAUCAAGCUGGUUAGAGGGGUGCGUUCAGAGGCCCAAAGGCUGCAGCUGCUGAGGAAGGUUGAAGAGGUUGCUAUCAAUUACACUUUGCUGUUGCGUGCAGCCGAGGAGGCGAUGGGCCACUCCAGUAGUCUGCCUAACAAGAGCAUGAGUCCCCAAGUUACUACAACCACCACCAACAUGGGCUCCCUCUCUCGCCCAAUCAAAACCCUGCCUACCCAGUAG